AUGGCCCGAGCCAGGAUACCAGCGAACCUCCCGGAUUUAGUGAGCAAGGCCUUCCACAGCGCGCGAGACACCGGCGACGUGCACUUCUUCCCGACGCAGGUGACGCUGGUUAACGUCAACUCCCUACCGUUCCAACUCCGCUUCUCUCCCUCCCUCGCCAACAAACCACGCAACCCGCAACCUGUACGCACCCCAGGACAGCCAAAAGAACCCAACGAUGCGAGCAACCCCCCAAAGAAACCCUUCUUCGACCCCUUCGACAACCCCCAGUCCCCAAUGCUAAUCACCGCCAUACCCCCCUCACACAACCUCGUCCUAAACAAAUUCGCCAUCGUCCCCGAGCACUUCAUCCUCGCCACACAAGCCUACAGGGAACAAACCGAUUUGCUGGAACGGGCCGAUUUGGAAGUGGCAUACGGUUGUAUCGAGGCUUAUCACGAGCACAAACAGGCCACAACCACCCAAGAGGGCGGAGAUAAGGACAAAGGCAGCGAAUUAUUCGUCUUCUACAACUCGGGCGCGGAGUCCGGCUCAAGCCAGCCACAUCGUCACUUGCAAUUGCUGCCGGUUGAGAGGAUGCGGGAGGGGUUGGAAGGGAAGGAUUACCGCGCGUGGGAUGUGCUAGCGGCGUCGCUGCUGGAUGAGGAUGUUCGGAAACAAGUCCCGUUUGCGACGUUUGCGGAGCGGAUCGGGCCAGGGACGGAUUUGUGGGGGGUGUAUUUGCGGUUGUAUCAGGAAGCGUGUCACGCUGUUUUGGGGGACAGCGCCAAGUCUGGGGUCGUGGAAAUGAGCGGGCCUGCUAAGAUCCAGUACAACCUCGCGAUGACGCGGGACGUGAUGGUCGUCGCGCCGCGGGUCGCUGAGAGCAGGGCCGUGUCGCGGGUUUCAGCGGAUGGGCGGAGAGAAGAGGUUGGGCGGCUGGCGCUGAAUGGGACUGUGCUGGCGGGCACGGCGUUGGUGAAGACGCAGGAGGAGUGGGAUGCGUUGAGGGCGAAGCCGGAGCAGCUGAAGAGGGUGUUGCAGGGGAUAGGGGUUGCUUUGUAG
This is a messenger RNA of Dichotomopilus funicola, 1044 nucleotides long. Its product is annotated as histidine triad-like protein. Gene Ontology annotation, molecular function: ATP binding; ATP:ADP adenylyltransferase activity. The record is from RefSeq and is a predicted model, not a curated record. The transcript has 2 exons. NCBI's taxonomy places the organism in Eukaryota, Fungi, Ascomycota, Sordariomycetes, Sordariales, Chaetomiaceae. Bases 1 to 1044 code for a protein of 347 amino acids. Gene Ontology annotation, biological process: nucleotide metabolic process.